Trypanosoma grayi is the source of this 2820-nucleotide messenger RNA. RefSeq lists its product as hypothetical. The transcript has a single exon. Gene Ontology annotation, biological process: signal transduction. The coding region runs from base 1 to 2820 and encodes 939 amino acids. The record is from RefSeq and is a predicted model, not a curated record. Gene Ontology annotation, molecular function: 3',5'-cyclic-nucleotide phosphodiesterase activity. NCBI's taxonomy places the organism in Eukaryota, Euglenozoa, Kinetoplastea, Trypanosomatida, Trypanosomatidae.
AUGCCUCAGAAGCACAUAUUUGCACGGCCAUCGAACGUUGUAGAGGCGGGUGAUCCUGUGUCGAAGUUUAAUGCUAUCCACCGCAUUCACAACCUCCGCCAGUCGCUCAGCAGCAUUGUGGCCUCACGUGCCGCCUCUGCGGAGCGCUACGUGACGCCGCGAGACGAUGUGUGCUGCGAUGCGGGGCUCGCAAGCGUGGCGCCGACGCAGACGGCUGCGCGUGACCCACACAACUCUGCCGCCGGGCGGUUCCUCGUAUCAACGCAACGGCGGGUGGAGGAGCUGCUGCGGGAGAACCACCGCCUGGAGCUGCAGUGCAUGACGCAGGAGGAGGACCUUACGGAGUUGAAGGUAGAGCUGGAGCUGUGCAAGAAGCGGCAACUGCAACAACAGCAGCCCAUCACCGCGGCGUACGAUGUGAGAAAACAGCGGCCGAACGUCUGCAAGACACCAUCGCUCAGUCGACGCAGCAAGGCGCCGCGGCCCACACAGGAGGAGACGGACAUUGAUGACACAUUAGGCGCGUCUCAGUUUCUGUCUCUUACCGGCGAGCUUGAUGAAGCGGCGCGGCGCCUCGUUGACGUUGCGCGGACGGUGUUUCCGCAGCUUCGCGUCGCUGCUGCGGGGCCAAACGCGGAUGAUUUGGUUGCCACACGUGACGUGUUGAAUUUCAUUGAGUGCAACCUCCCUGACUGGUGCCGUCUCUCACAUGAGUGUGCGGCACUUGGAAGUACGCACACGCUCUUCUCGGAGACGCUGAUGGACCUGGAGAGCGACCAUCUAACGUGGCACAGUACCAUUCUUAGUAUUGUGGAGAGGCUGCAGGUCGCUGAAGCGAAGCAGAGACGCAGCGCACGGGAGAAGAACCGGCAGAUACGCGAGCUGCGAGGGGAGGUGCAGUCCCUCCUCGCCGAUGUGACACGUAUUGCGGGUGAGCGCGACGCGUGGAAUGACCGCUGCGAGAACCUUGAGCGUGCCCUCUGCCGGCAGGUGGAGGAACACGCGGCGGGGCGUGAACUAGUGGAACAGCUGCAGCGUGAGUGUGAGGCUCUCCGCGUCUCGGCGUCGAAGGAAGGCACUACAUCUGCUGCUGCUGUUGAGUGCGGUGGAUCGUCCACGACGCUAUCGCAUGCUAACGACGACACCGCGGAGAAUUCCGUGUGCGUUGAAAACAGCAGCGUGGAUGAGGAUGUCGCGCCACCUGCUACCCCGUUGCAUGAUGCCAAGCGACUUCACGCUUCUGUCCGCCGCCUCAUGCGAGAGCGUGAGGCGCUGCAGAAAAAACUUGACGCUCGCACCAAGGCCCUGACAGAGGCAGAGUCACAACGUCAGGCGGUGGGGGUGGAGAAGGAGCAACUUGAGGCGCAGGUUGCUAUGCUGCAGAUGGAACUAGAACGCCUGCAGAAGGAGGUAGUAGAAACGAAGCAGGCGCCUUCUCCGCCUCCCCUUCCCCCUUCCCCUUCUCUGGGUGGAGUAACAGCUGAGAAAGAAUUCUCUACACCAGAAGUCCGACGCUUCCUGCAGCCCGUGGUGUAUCGCCACUUUGGUGAUGCGGCGCCGCCACGUCCAGUCGUAGACCUUUCCUCAGUCAUCCACGCUUUUGACACAGACGUCCUUGCUGUUACGGGUGAAGAUGAGGCGGUGCGAUCAACUGGGCUAUUCUUUCAUAUUGGGUGCACCAUCGUCAAUGAGCUUGGCCUUUUCACAGAUUCUGCAGCGGCGUCCGAGGAUGCUUGGCGGCGGUUUCUCUUGCAGAUUCAAGAUGGAUUCAUCGACAACACGUACCACAACGCCGAUCACGCUGCAGAUGUGGCGCAGUUCUUUUAUGUGCUUCUAUCCCACUCAGGGCUGAUACCGUACAUGAGCCGCGUGGAGCUUGUGGCUGCUGUGAUGGCUUCGCUGUGUGUCGAGUACCGCCCCGCGGGUCUCUCUGGGCUCUUUCUCGCCGCAGCACGGGACCCUGCGGCUGCCGGCAUCAACGCCGAUAUUUUAUUCGAGCGCUGUUGCGUAGAUGUGGUUAGUGAUAUUCUGGCUCGGAAGAAUUUCGCCUUCUUUUCGGAUUGGGGGGAUGCAGAUUACGGUGCCAUCAUGGAUGCUGUGAGAAUGCUGCUUCUUCCACCGGUGUCUUCGGGCGGAACAGAGUAUCUGGUGCGAUCUGCACUCAUGGAGCUUAGCAAGGGACCAGUACAGCUGCAUGUGGCCGAGGUGCGGCGCCUAUUUGUUCGUGUGCUCCUUUCUCUUUCCAGGUACGCUUUUGUUAUGCGGCCGUUUGCUGUGAAUGAGGAGUGGGCAGAGAGGCGGCUUACUAGUAUGCAACAGCAGGCGCGGCUUGCUGAUGAGCUUGGCAUGCACGGUUUUGAAGUGCCGCCUUCUUCUCACACAGUCGUGGAUGAUCAACUGCUGCUGAUAGAAUUUACCGUCCGGCAGCUUUGCCAAGUCGCUGUUAAAGCCUUCCCCGCACUGCUUCCGUGUGAGACGGCGCUGCGCGCAAACACGCAGACGUGGGCCGCUCGCAGCGAGCAGCCAAACGCAUCCCGUUUUCUCCACGAGCUGCUCGGGCUCGCGUUGUCUCCUCCUCUUCUGCCGCCGCAUGGUGGCGCCUUGGCUGACGGUGAGGGGCACAGUGCUAUAACUGGGAAUACGCUGGGUGGGAAAAAAGAUAUAGAUCGCGGCUCUCUCCUUGUGGACACUGCACGCUUUGUCUCCUUUCAGAAGGAGCUGAUUUCUGUGUACGAGGAAAACGCGUCACUUCGGGAAUCUCUUGAAGCCGUUCUGAAGGCUGUUGAGGUUGCCCCAGUCUGCGCACCUGUGAGUGCCUGA